AUGAAUAUCUGCAAUAAACCUCCUAAUAAGACAGCUCCAGAGAACUUGGGUGAAGCUGUUGCUGAGGUGCAGGUCCAACGCGCUCGAAGGAAUGGCUGGAGCUGGCCCCUGCACCUUUUCCAGAUUACUGCCUGGUUGCUGUGCCUCUUCUUUGCGCUGGUUGGCUUUGGAAUCCUGGUUCCUCUCCUGCCCCGCUGCUGGCUGCACUGGCUGCCCGCUGGCUAUAUCUGUCCAGGAGUGUGUUUUAUCUACCAUUUAGUUGUUCAUCUUACUGCAGUCUCCAUUGAUCCUGCAGAUGCAAAUGUGCGUGAAAAAAACUAUCUAGGGCCUCUGGCCACCUUCAGUCGUAACCAACAUGCACAUGUCAUUGAAAAUCACCAUUGCCAUGUCUGUGAUGUAGAUGUGAGUGCCAAGUCAAAGCACUGUGGAACUUGCAACAAGUGUGUGUGUGGCUUUGAUCACCACUGCAAAUGGCUCAACAACUGCGUGGGAGAGAGGAAUUACUGGGUCUUCCUGAAUAGCGUGCUGUCUGCCAUUCUGGGCCUCGGGCUUCUGCUGCUUGUCGCGUGCUACGUCUUCGUGGAGUUCUUCGUUGACCCCAUGAUGCUUCGCUCUGACCGGCACUUUGAUGCUCUGAGGAACCACACGGACCGCUGGUUUGUGUUUCUUCCCGCAGCUCCUGUUGAGACUCCGGCAGCUGCCGUUUUGGUCACGGUGGGGAUUUUUAUUCUUCUGAGUCUAAUGACCGUGAUCCUGCUAGGCCACCUCUUGACCUUCCACAUCUAUCUCAUGUGGAACAAGCUGACUACGUACGAGUACAUCGUGCAGCAGCGUCCCCAGCAAGAGGCGAAAGAGGUAGACAAGCAACUGGAGUCUUGUCCCUCCCAGGUGAGACCCAGUCAGGAAGCAGACUUUUUUCCAAGUAACCCUGGCUAUACAGACCCUGCUAUUCAAGUAGAGGAAUUCUCAACUGUAACUUCAGGAAAGGGCUUUUCGAAGCUCUAUGUCCGCAGUGGCGAAGCUGACCCUGAGCAGAACUCCUCCCCUGACCUCCCAUCUCUUCACUUUGCGGUCCCUCCUCAGCAACAGAAAAAAAGAAGAAAGAAGAUGCAUAAAACCUCUUCCUCAGCAAUGGACAGCAGAUCUAAAACACAUGCUAGACCUUGGCCCUCUUUCCCAGAUCUCCAGUCAGACAAUCCCAGAGGCGACAGGCAGAAGAGUCUGUAUUGUGGGCACAAGGUAAAAAGGAAAAGCUGCCAGCAAGACAGAGCCGUGGAACGAAACCUGGAACUUUUUUCUAAGGUUCCUGCUGUGUUUGUCAGUAAGACCAGUGGAGAACCUCAUGUCUCUCAGCCCCAGCCCAGUGCGAGCACAUCUGAGCCACACCACAGAAAAUGCACCAGCAAGCAGCACGAGGGCAGACAUGAUCCGUGCUUUAAGGACGUAAGGACAGACACCACAGCGGCCUAG
Molecule: messenger RNA, 1470 nt
Organism: Opisthocomus hoazin
Lineage: Eukaryota; Metazoa; Chordata; Aves; Opisthocomiformes; Opisthocomidae
Source: RefSeq, a predicted model, not a curated record